This is a messenger RNA of Ceratosolen solmsi marchali, 1815 nucleotides long. It is a transcript of the gene AdipoR, whose product is annotated as adiponectin receptor. Bases 409 to 1623 code for a protein of 404 amino acids. Gene Ontology annotation, molecular function: signaling receptor activity. The record is from RefSeq and is a predicted model, not a curated record. NCBI's taxonomy places the organism in Eukaryota, Metazoa, Arthropoda, Insecta, Hymenoptera, Agaonidae. Gene Ontology annotation, biological process: adiponectin-activated signaling pathway. Gene Ontology annotation, cellular component: plasma membrane. The transcript has 7 exons.
UAACAUUUCAUAAUCAAAAAAAUGUAUAAUUUUUUUUUUCUUGCUUUUAACGUGAUUACAGAGCCACUGUAAAAUGCUAUAAUCUAAUCUCUUAGCGUAGCAAGUUCACAGAGGUCUUUUGAUUCUUGUUACCAAGGUCCAAAAGUCCAAGAGUACUGUAGGUGUAUAGUUUACCUCGGGAAUCAGUUUGUUUUCAUGUCAGCUGUCACAAACGAGUUGCUUUUCCGCGAAUUUCCAUCGUAAACUAAGUGUAUAAACUUGACUUGUGCGUCUAAGCGUAAAAUAAUAUACGCAGUGUUUAUUAUUGCAGUAUUACAUUCGAAACUCGCAAAUGAAAGAUAGUAAUUGCCGAUUACUGGCCUGGUAUUAACAAAUACUUGAAAGCUUGGGCAGAUCAAAGACUGCAAGAUGUUGGAGCACGAAAAUGAUAUAAUUGAAGAAAAGGAUUACGAAUCCAAUGUUCUAGAAGAGAGUACUCUUCGUCAUCGAAUACCAUGGAGCGAUAGAGUUUCAUUAAAUAGUGACAUUCCAGGUUUGCACGAAGUUAAGGAGUUACUGGAAGAUGAUGACACAAGUUGUUUAGCUGAAGAAGAAGAUGGAGUUGGUUGUCCAUUACCAUCCACUCCAGAAGAUGAUCGUCUUUUGGAUUGUGAAAUGACAGAAGUAUUAAAAGCUGGAGUCUUGAGCGAUGAAAUCGAUCUUGGAGCCUUAGCGCAUAAUGCUGCUGAACAAGCGGAAGAAUUUGUUCGCAAGGUUUGGGAAGCAUCGUGGAAGCAAUGUCAUUUCAGAAAUUUACCUAAAUGGUUACAAGACAAUGAUUUUCUACAUGCUGGUCAUCGACCUCCAUUACCAUCAUUUUACGCAUGCUUCAAAAGUAUUUUUCGCAUUCACACCGAAACAGGGAAUAUUUGGACUCACUUAUUAGGGUGCGUGGCAUUUAUUGGUAUAGCAGUUUACUUCCUGACACAAUCUCAUAUGGACAUAAGAUGGGAAGAGAAAUUAGUUAUUGGUAUUUUUUUCGCCGGAGCUAUUAUAUGUUUAGGCAUGUCUUUUGCAUUCCAUACAGUUCACUGUCAUAGUGAAUGCGUAGGAAAAUUAUUUUCAAAAUUAGACUACUGUGGAAUAGCAAUGCUUAUAAUGGGAAGUUUCGUGCCAUGGCUCUACUACGGAUUCUACUGUGAUUAUCAACCGAAGCUGAUCUAUUUAUCAGUUGUUGUUGUGCUUGGUAUAACUAGUAUUGUAGUCUCAUUAUGGGAAAGAUUUGGAGAACCAAAAUAUAGACCUCUUCGUGCUGGAGUUUUUAUGGGUUUUGGCCUUAGUGGAAUAAUACCAGCUGUACAUUAUGCUAUUGCUGAAGGUUGGUUUAAAGCUAUAAGUCAUGCCUCACUUGGAUGGUUAAUAUUGAUGGGAUGCUUGUACAUAUUGGGAGCAAUGUUUUAUGCUUUACGUGUUCCUGAAAGAUUUUUCCCUGGAAAAUUCGAUAUUUGGUUCCAAAGUCAUCAAAUCUUCCAUGUACUGGUAAUUGCGGCAGCCUUUGUACAUUACCAUGGAAUAACUGAAAUGGCAAUGCAUAGAAUGAGUGUUGGUGAUUGUGCUGUACCAUCGCAAAUGAUGGCUUUUUGAAAGCUGAUAGUUUUAUUAAAAAUUUAUUACAAAUUAAAUGCCUUGCAAAGGCACCUAAUUUUCUUAUUUUUAUGAAUGAAAAUUAUGAAUAACAUAUUUGAAAAAAAAGAUUUAAGAAGUGUUAUAACCGAGUGGUUCAAACUAAUAUGAGCAAAACUUUGCAAUUAUUUAAAUAAUUUUUAAAAAAUGUAG